Schizophyllum commune H4-8 is the source of this 3120-nucleotide messenger RNA. RefSeq lists its product as uncharacterized. NCBI's taxonomy places the organism in Eukaryota, Fungi, Basidiomycota, Agaricomycetes, Agaricales, Schizophyllaceae. The record is from RefSeq and is a predicted model, not a curated record. The coding region runs from base 91 to 3012 and encodes 973 amino acids. Gene Ontology annotation, biological process: protein localization to plasma membrane. The transcript is spliced from 9 exons.
CUCAUGUACCCCAUCUCCCCCCGUAUAUGAUCUCCGCUUAAUCAGCUUGCGCCUCUCGUUUGACUCUCUAUCUCACUUUCUGCCGCACCCAUGAAUAUAUUCACCCCCAAUCAUGUGCAGCUGCUCAACGCCUGCUACCCGCCGACCUCGGCGCUCCUCACGUCGGGUCCUGGUUUUAAUCCGAAUUCACAGGAGCUGAGCAAGCUCACUUACUAUGCGCUGAACCACCCGGCCAAGUUAACGAAGCUCGGCAGUGAGCUGGAUAAGAGGAUCAAGUACGAGGCGCGCAAGGCGCAGGCGGGGAACAUGCGCUCCAAAGUUCUGGUGCUUAUGGACUUGGCCGUCUACCGCGCGCUCGCGACCGAAUGCCGACGCGACAUUGCCCUGCUUUCCCCCUCCCUCAUGUCAUCCAUCGGCGAAGUGAUGCGCUGCCUGUCUCAGGAUCUGGAAGUCGCUGCGCGCGCCGCGAGUGUGUUUACUGCGUGGACGACGUAUACGGACGGUCAUCUGAUAGGCGCCGACGCAACCUUCACUCAGGAUUACCUCGCAGUGCUUCAGCGCUUCUCCGAGCUUGCCUCUAGCUCUGCCUCGGAUCAUGAGCUACGCAAUAGGACGCGCCUAGUCGGAUUCGGCGCAAUCAUGGGCGCACUAACGUCCGAAGCGCUCUACAACGACUCCGCCCAGUUCCGCGAGCAGGUUUCCAUCCUCAUGCGGCCGAUCCUCGUAAACAUCUUGCAGGCGGACCUGCACACCCUCUCUGAACAGGCGCAUCACAUCAAGGAAUCCCCGAUAUCCCCCUACCUGGCCGAGUUUCGGACGAGACCCACCAUGGAGCGCAGAGCGGCGUCAAUACACCUGCACAUUGACGGCGAAAGGGGACCCUCCAAUAAGGAUGUCUCCAACGCUGCAUUACAUGCACUCUUGUCGCUGCUAGACCACGUCAACGGCGGGCAACUCGGCUACAUCAUGCGCUCGGCCUUCGACAACCUGGACGGCUUGAAUGGGUGGAUACAGAAGGAGCACUGCUGUUGGCUUGCACAGAAGGCCGCUGACUGGGCGCGCUAUCAAUACAGAUAUGCGGUGCCGACCUGGCUUGUUGAACGCUUGCUGGAAAGCCAGGAGACGCCUACGGCAACACCACAGCACACAGCGCUCGUGUCUAUGGUCACGACGGUCUUCAGCUCGCCUACGCCCCUCAUCAACCUGUCGACGUCGGAUAUAAUAUCCAACCUCAUCACUUUCCUGAUCAAGCGCACGCAUGUGAAUGCUACUGACACCCUGCUGCCCUCGCUUGUGGAAUGCAUCUCGUCUUUGGGCUGCCAUGUUUACUACGCGGACCAAAUUCAGGACCUUGCGGGCGAGCUCAUCAGUCGAUUGACAGCCAUCGAGACGAAAGACAUCUCUUCGGCAAGCAAGCCAGAACACAAUCAGAGCAGGGCAGAAUCUAUUCGCUGUCUACUCGCGGGCCUUCUGGGACUCAUCGUGUCUGCCAACAAGCACGAGCCACAGCAGAAGCAGCGGCGUGACUCGCGCGCCCGCAGCCCAACGAUGUCCAUUUCGAGUCGGCAUCGCGUCUCCUCCGAGACGGACGGGGUUCCCAGGGAGCGCGUUCCUCGGCGAACUCGUGUGCUACCCUCGGUCUGGCACGACACGCUUAGCUUGCUGUGCGAUCCCGAGUAUGCUGUGAGGGCCGACUACGCGGACGCGCUGAAGUUCUACCUGGCGGAGGAGAUGCCCAAGGACGAGGAGCCUGUCGCCGAGGGGUCCGAACAGGCACCGCAGCCCUCCGAGGACGAGGUCCAGAGAGCAACAAACUUAGCCAUGAUCCUGCAAGGCAGCGACGGCGGGACGAAGCUAGUACAAGCCGUGCACGCGUACUGCUACCUCCUCGCGACGACCUCUGCACUCGAGCGCACAGUUUCUCCGCAGCCAUCGCCCUCCGGUCGUUCCUCCCCAUCCGCCUCGUCGCGCAAAUUCGACACCGGGACGUCGGAUGCGGCGACGCGGCGCUCGUACGCGCCGAUCCGGGGGCGCAAGCUGUCGGUCGUGUACCGGUUGCUGGACAGGGAGACGCCGCGCGUGACGGCGUCCGCAUCGGCGAACUUAUCCGACUACGCGCAUAUUCUGGAGGUGCAGACGGUCUUGCAUCAGCAGUCGCCGGUGAGGGCGUUGAUGACGGGUGUGCCGGCGCUGCUGGCUAUGGCCAACACGACGGAGACGGAGGAUUCGGGGGCGAGCCAGCAUGUUGCGGCGAUACACCUCGUGCUUGCCGAGCUCUGGUUGCGGAUAGGAAAGAUUUGGAAGUGCGAUGAUCUGGUCAAGCUGGCGGAGGCGGCGCUAUCGACGAAGCCCGCUUGGCUUACUCUUCCGCCGUCGCCAGAGGCCCAGGUUGGCACCUACCAUCCACCACAAGAGCCUGUCGACUUCCCGACUGCAGACAAUGACAGCAUAUGGCGUGGUGUCGACGCUCAGUCGGCAAUCAUGUCGCUCAUAUCGAGCGCUCACGUCCAGCGUGCGACCGGCAUAGAUCAGCAGGGCCUUUUGAGACGACUGGGCGCUCACUGGACUGCCGACUCCGCCCUUCUUGACACUGUCGAAAAGUCCUCGUCAACGUCGUCUUUGAAGGACGAAGGUGUCUCACCUUUGCUCAAGAUUACGCCGGCCCUCAUGCGUGUCGAGAACAACAUGUCUAUAGCCAGCCUUGCGCGUUCAACGCGCGGGGUGGGCGUCACUGACUUACGGGAGGCGCUCGAGGGCCGGAAUAGCGUCACGCUUUCCAGCACCGCGCUCGCGAAGCCCGCGUCCAUCUCGACCGCCGACCACGGCUCCUCCGUCUACGAGGGCGGCAGCCGCCUCACGCCGACGCGCUCCCGCAACCGCGCCAAGCGCGCACCGCCAACGCGCCCGGGCGAGGUGCGCGACGUGCUCAGCAAGCUCGGCAUCGGGAAGCAGACGCCGAACCUGCUCAAGUCGACGCUGCAGCGGCCCGACCAACGGCAAGUCACCGCCUGAUGCAUGGUAGACUGCGCUGACGUGCGAGGACGUCCUUAGAGGUCACGGCGGGAAGGACUAGCACGGGAACGAAACUGGCACGAGGAAGACCAGGGCUGUCGAUAGGUA